CCAAACCCCGCCCUUCCCUCUCCUUAAAAAUGUUUAUGCUUUGACUCAACCGCAGUCAUCUGACUCUCUCGAAAACAGAGGCCGUCGUCUUCAUUGUCGUCAAUUCGUCGCCGGAGAAACCCGCACUGACCUUGUCCUCCUCAUUCACUUUCACGUCGAUACAUGGCACCCGUUAGCCAGCUUCCUUGCGACGGAGGUGGCAUCUGCAUGAUCUGCAAGACAAAGCCAUCGCCUGAGGAGUCCCUUACUUGCAAGACAUGUACCACUCCGUGGCACGCCACUUGCCUUUCCUCCGAUUGUCCCCAAACCCUAGCCGACGCGCUCAGUUGGGAGUGUCCAGACUGCUCGCUUACCAAUCCUUUGCAGCCGCCGACGAUCGCCGGGAAGGACGGCAGCUCCGGUGACCUUGUCGCUGCGAUUCGAGCGAUUGAGUCGGACAAAUCACUGACUGAGUUGGAAAAGGCCAAAAAGAGACAAGAGCUCGUUAGCGGAGGUGUCCGAUCGCCCAAUGAUGACGGUGAGAACGCGAAUCCAAAGAAGGAGAAUUUCAACAGUGAUAAUGAUGUGUUUGGUAUUCUUGAUGGGAGCUUCAACUGUUCGUUUUGCAUGCAGUUGCCGGAGAGACCUGUUACGACACCAUGUGGCCAUAACUUUUGCCUGAAGUGCUUCCAGCGAUGGGUUGGACAAGGGAAACGUACAUGUGCAAAUUGCCGCAAUGAAAUUCCAUUGAAGAUGGCUAGCCAACCUCGAAUUAACUCUGCACUAGUUAUUGCCAUCCGAAUGGCAAAGAUGGCUAAAUCCAACAAUUCAGUGGGUGCACCGAAAGUUUAUCACUAUGUACAGAAUCAGAACAGGCCAGAUAAAGCAUACACUACAGAGCGAGCAAAGAAAGCUGGGAAGGCUAACGCAUGUAGUGGAAAGAUUUUUGUAACUGUCCCCCCUGAUCAUUUUGGGCCAAUUCUUGCAGAGAAUGAUCCCAUAAGAAAGCAAGGCGUGUUGGUUGGUGAGACAUGGGAGGAUAGGAUGGAGUGUAGACAGUGGGGUGCACACCUUCCUCACGUGGCAGGGAUUGCAGGUCAGUCAGAUUAUGGUGCACAGUCUGUGGCGCUGUCUGGAGGAUAUGAAGAUGAUGAGGACCAUGGUGAUUGGUUCCUUUACACAGGAAGUGGAGGAAGGGAUCUCAGUGGCAAUAAACGCACAAAUAAGGCACAUUCCUUUGAUCAGAGAUUUGAGAAGAUGAAUGAGGCAUUGAGAGUAAGUUGCCGGAAGGGAUAUCCUGUUCGAGUAGUGAGGUCUCACAAGGAAAAGCGUUCUUCUUAUGCCCCAGAAAAAGGGGUACGCUAUGAUGGGGUAUAUAGAAUUGAAAAAUGUUGGCGUAAAAAUGGAAAACAGGGUUAUAAGGUAUGUCGAUAUCUUUUUGUUAGAUGUGACAACGAUCCUGCCCCAUGGACAAGUGCUGAUGUUGGGGAUCGCCCUAGACCUCUGCCAGCUAUCAAGGAAUUAAAGAAUGCAGUUGAUAUAACUGAUAGGAAGGGAUCCCCAUCCUGGGACUUUGAUGAGGAAAAGAGCUGUUGGAUGUGGAAGAAUCCUCCACCUCAUAGUAGAAAACAGAUGGGUGGUGGAAACACUGAAGAGGGAAGGAGGAAAAUUAGGAAGCAAACCAAGAAUUUGUCUACCACAGAAAAGCUCCUCAAAGAGUUUAGCUGCCAAAUCUGUUGGAAUGUGAUGAAUUCACCCCUUACCACCCCCUGUGGUCAUAACUUCUGCAAAGCAUGUCUGGAAGGUGCCUUUGCAGGUCAGAGUUUCGUUAGAGAGAGGACAUGUGAAGGCAGAAGAACUUUACGAGCCCAAAAGAACAUUAUGAAAUGUCCCUCCUGUACAAAUGAUAUAGCUGAUUUUCUUCAAAAUCCUCAGGUUAAUAGGGAAAUGAUGAGUGUAAUAGAAACACUGCAGAGCAGAAGUGUUGAGGAGGAACAUUUUGAGGAGUCUUGUGAAGAAAUUGAUUGUGUGCCUGAAGCCAUGGAUGUAUCUGCUAGUGAUGCUGAAGUCUGUAACACAGACACCCAAGUUUUUGAAGAAGCCAAAGAUAUCACCACUGAAAGCAAACAGGAGAAGACACACAAUCAUGAUGGCAAUUCAACUACUGGAAAUCCAUUGCUUGAGCUGCCUGAUUCUGUGAAGGGUGAGAUUGAAAAUGGUUCUAUUAGUCAAGUCAGGCAAACUUGUAAGCGGAAAAAGUCUGGCAAUGGAGGCAAGAAUCCACCAUCAAUGGCUGUUGGUGUGAUGACCAGAAGCCGGAGAGCUAAUGAUUGUAAGCCUAAAGCCAUGGAUGUCAGUUGCAUUGCUAAUGGUACCGAAUUAUAUAAAGACAUUCAAAUUUUUGAAGAAGCCAAAGUUAUCACUGCUGAAAGCAAACAGCAGAAGAGACACAAGCGCAAGAAGGGAAGUGAUCAUGGUGGCAAUCCAACUACCGGUGAGAUUGAAAAUGAUUCUAUUAGACUUGGCCCAGGAAAAGAUAAUGAAGGAGCCCCAACCUCUGCACCUGAGAGUCAAGCAAAGCAAAUUCCUAAGCGCAAAAAGUCUGGCAAUGGAGGCAAGAAUUCACCAUCAAUAGCUGUUGGCGUGAUGACCAGAAGCCGGAAAGCUAAAAUGAUGACAGCUGAAUAAGCUGAGUUAGCAUCUGGUAUCCUGCUUCAUAUCUUGUUGCUUGUCACUGUUGUUCAAAAAUUGAAAACAUGCAACCGUUGCAAUGUUGGGGCAGUCCAAUGUUUAUUUUAGAGGGGUUUAUGUUACAUAGU
Rubroshorea leprosula is the source of this 2798-nucleotide messenger RNA. The record is from the annotation of a GenBank genome assembly. Lineage: Eukaryota; Viridiplantae; Streptophyta; Magnoliopsida; Malvales; Dipterocarpaceae.